Messenger RNA from Chlamydomonas reinhardtii, 5457 nucleotides. RefSeq lists its product as uncharacterized. The coding region runs from base 280 to 4032 and encodes 1250 amino acids. Gene Ontology annotation, molecular function: transmembrane receptor protein serine/threonine kinase activity; ATP binding. Gene Ontology annotation, cellular component: plasma membrane. NCBI's taxonomy places the organism in Eukaryota, Viridiplantae, Chlorophyta, Chlorophyceae, Chlamydomonadales, Chlamydomonadaceae. The record is from RefSeq and is a predicted model, not a curated record. Gene Ontology annotation, biological process: cell surface receptor protein serine/threonine kinase signaling pathway; protein phosphorylation. The transcript is spliced from 19 exons.
CUGUUUUGCACUAUCGAUAUUGCUGACCCUAGCAAAACUUUAUUUCCUUUCACAGCUCCCCAGUCAUUAUUGGAAUGCCAACCAGAGUUUAAGUCCCCGAGCUUACAACUGUAAAGCAGUACUUCAAGGCUUGGACAGUGCCGAGAAAACUAUUAUUAGUGACUGCUGCGGAGUCACGGUCGUGGCACGCGCAACGCGCCAGUAGCGUGGCAAUAUGCAUAGAGCUCUUGGCAGCAUCUAGCAGUAGCGAAGAAGGCCCCGACCGACCGGUCGGGAUAAAUGCAGCGGCAUUCCUUUCCAGCUAAAAAGGGGCUGCAGAGGCCGUCACACGCUCGCAAGUGUCUGCAUCGGGAGAUAUGCCUGGUGUUGGCGCUGGUCGUGUGCUGCUGGCGACCGGCACCUGCCGACCACAUACCCGGCCUGCCGGGGCCCUAUCCCGGCCUCCUCGUCCCCAGUGCCACGGGGCUGACGGUGGACUUUUCCACUGAGGCAGAGCUGAUUGCUGCGAUAUCUAAUGACACCAUCAAAGUGGCGCACCUGGUGAAAAACCUGCGACUGGAGGCGAAGGGCUGGCCACUCCUGCCCAUCUUGCGCAAUACCAGCUUCACCAUCUCUGGAGACCCCAGCCCGUAUCCGUACCCAAUCCUGGAUUUGGCUUUCAUCGAGAGCAAAGUUCAGCUGGCGCAGGAUGCAGUAUUUCUGUUCAAAAGGGUGGAGCUGAGGAACACGCGACAGCGCAGCGGUUUCGAGGUGGACUUGUUCGCCGCCAGCCCGGGCGCCUACGUGCGAUAUGAGGACAUCGUCUACCACUGCUUCUCCUGCCUGCCGCCCUCCACCAUCGCGUCCGUCAUGAUGAGCCAGACACACGCCACCCUGGCGCAGAACGUCACGCCGGCGGCGAAGGUUUGGUGCCGCCCGCAACCGUUGCUGGCGCGGUGCUACAACAACACCAAUGACCUGGAUAUCCACUCAGCCUCAGCAGAGCUUCCGGUGUCGGGGCUGCAGGGCAUCACCAGUGGCGGUGGAUACGUGCUGGAGGGAACGGACGUGAACUUCGUCUGCGAGGAGCCAACCACAUUCGAGUGCGGCAACACCAAAGGCUGGGACAUUUGCGUGCGUCAGUCCAUUGAGGACGUGAUGUCCCGCGACCACACCUGGGAGAUCCUGGCGGCAGCGGAGCAGCACAGCGCGGGGCAGCAGGGCGACGAAGGCAGCACAAUUGCCGUGGCGGUGGGAGUCGCGGUUGGAGUUGGCGGCGUGCUGCUGCUGCUCGCUGGCGGCGCCUUCCUAUACAUGCGGCACCGGCGGCGGGGCCAGCAGCAGGCAGUGCACGGUGGGGGCAAGGCAACGGACGCGGAGGCGGCGUUAAGAGCGGACGCCUCUGGCAAAAAGGCAUUGAAUGGAGCCGUUGCAGACAGCUCAGGCCACAACAAGCUGGCCAGCGAGGGACGUGCUGUUUCUACAUCUGAUGACUCCAAUGGUGGCGCCGUUGCACCCGAGUUCGUCGCGGUUGCCCUGGCGCCAGCGCCCCCUGCCCUGGCAGCAUUGCCCGCGGUGCGAACAGCUGCGCCCAGCCCUCAGAGUGCCAACGGCAACGGUGCUGCCGGUUGCGCCGCGGCCGAGGCCGAAUCGCCAGCGCAGUCGGGCAAUGAUAGCUCGAGGCCACGCAGGAGCAGUGCAUGUGCAGGCCCCAAGUCAACCGUGGUGCUAGGCGGAGUGUCCAUUGAGCUGGACGUGGUUCUGGGCGCCGGCAGCUUCGGGAAGGUGUUUCGCGGCUCAUGGCAGGGCCAGUCUGUGGCGGUCAAGGUGCUGCACUACGGCCAGGAGCUGUGCCGCGCGGUGCACACGGAGGUGCUCCUCAGCCAGGCGCUCAAACACGUCAACAUCGUCAACAGCCUGCACUUCGCGCAGGUGCUACCCGGCGGCUGCCUCGCCGCCAUCAACGUUAACGACAACGCAGCAGCAUCUGCCUCCACCCGGAUAGCCGGAAACCCAAGUGCAUCCAGGGCCGCUGCUGCACGCAACUCUGCGGUUGCGUCAGGCCACACCGCCGACACGGCUGGUGCCGUAGCCGCCGCCUCCCCAGCCGCGCGGUCUGCAAACACGCAUUUUGUCGAGGGCGGCAGCAAGCCGUCUGACAAGACCAGCUGCAGCAUCGCCGCAGGCAGCUAUAGCCGCUUCCUCAACACAAACGACAUGGCCAAUCCGCCCUCGGCCAUGUUUGGGUCGUCUCUCGCGGCGGGCCGCGCCGCAGCCGCAGCUGCCGCGGCUGCCGCAGACAGAAGCAGCCGCGCGAGCAACCCCCGACACACAGGCGGCACCAGCGUUGUAGGCGCGGCAGGACUCGCUGGCGCCCUGGGCCUGCCGGUCCGGGCCACCGCGGCACUGGGAGGCGGCGGAGGCGGUGCCAGCGAUGUCGCACCACUCGGCAACCUGCGUUCUCUCACGCGCGCGGCCAGCCUGCCGCUUGAGGAGAUCUGGCCACUGCUGGAGAUCGAAGAGCCGCGCCCAACAGCCGCCGCCGCUGGCGGCACAACCGGUCCUGGCAGUGGCAAGCCUCGCGCUGUGGGCAAGGCCCGUAUCACCAGCGCCAGCGGCCGCGGCCGUCCCAGCUCCCGGGUCCUGGGCAAGAGCAUCCUGGGGCCUGUGGCUCUGGGCGCGGUGGCGUUGGGUGCCGCGGGGUGCAUGCGUGCCGACCAGGUGGAGCGCAGCAGCUGCAGUGCGCCCGACAUCCUGUCGGGCUGGGUCUCCAUGCAGGCCAUGCGGCGGGCACUGGACGGCGACAGCUGCAGCGGCGAGCGGCUGCCGGAGGAAGAGCUCAUGGCGCUGGAGGAGGGCGACGAGAUGGAGGAGCAGGAGCAUGACCUGCAGGGGCAGCAGCAGGGGCAGGGGCAGGGGCAGGGGCAGGGGCAGGGGCAGGGGCAUGGCUACGGCGCGGGCACCGCAGCGGCGUACGCCAGCGAGUCGGGCGGCGCGCAGCCGGAGAAACCCCCGGCGCCGGCAUCCGACGUGACCGCAGUGGGCGGCGGCAGUAGCACUAUUGAGCACACCGGCUGUGCGCCGCUGUCCACGACAUCCAACGCGACGGCAUGCGGCACUGAGGAUAGGCAUGCCGGCGCUGCUGCGGCCGAGGCAACGGCGCCUGGAGAUGCAGGAACGUUGCUUGGCGGCAUCCUGGUUGGCACGCCGCGUGCUGGUGGGGAGGGCGGCGAGGCUCAGACGCCCCGCAUCGCGCUUCCGCUCGAGCAGCUGUGGCUGGCGGCGCACGCGCAGCCGAUGGAGGGGUCAAGUCACGGCUUCCUGGUAAUGGAGCUAUGUGAGGGCGGCUCGCUGCAGUCGUGGCGGGCGACGCAGUGGCGGGCGCGGAACGAGCGGCCAGACAUGGCUGUGCUGCUGCCUCUAGCCCUGGACAUUGCGCGGGGCAUGCUCUACAUUCACAGCGCCGGCGUGUGCCACGGGGACCUAAAGCUCGCGAAUGUCAUGCUGGCGCGUGCGGCGUCCAGUGCCGGAGUAGAAUCCGCAUCGGAGAGCGUUGCUGGGAUGUCCAGGCUGGGCUCGACAGGGCCGGCCGGGGCGUUGUCGGGAUCCGGUUGUGCGGUUCAGUCGCCGGAUCCGCGUAGCUUGCAGGACGGCUGGGUGGCUAAGGUUGGCGACUUCGGACUGAGUCGGCUGCUCACCACGGAGCGCACGCACGUGUCCACGCGGCCCGCAGGGACCAUCAGCCACAUGGCACCCGAGCUGUGGAGCAAAGGCCACGUGUCGCCACAGGCGGACGUGUACGCCUACGGAAUCACUCUGUGGGAGCUGGCUACGGGCGACAAGCCGUACCGCGGACUCAACAUGGCACGUCUGGUACACCGCGUGUUGGUCAGCGGCGGGCGGCCCGCACUGCCGCUGUGGCUGCCGCCUGCGUACACACGACUCGUCACAUCGUGCUGGGCACCGUCGCCCAAGGACCGACCCACGUUCGCUGCUGUCGUGCAGUAUCUUGAGAUGAUGAUGGCUGCCCUGCCGGCUUCAGGUCGACAGUGAAGCGCCCCCGAACUCCGAGGGCGGCACUUGCGGCUCCUUACAACACGGUCAUGGGUGGGCGAUGAUGGUAUUGAGUAUCGGUUGAGAAAACAUUGUCAGCAUCAUGCGCUUAAGUCUAUUUCGGACGCGGGCGUUGCAGCACCUAGAAGCAGGCGCGCGGGUCCUUUGGGAAGCCAGGUUGCCUAGCACCCGCUACAUAGACUCACUGAUGUGCUUGCCACGAUCCUGGUUUGCACUGCCACGCUUUCACUUCGCCUCUGGUAGCCAACGGGUACUGUACCUGCACGAGCUGUGCGAGGCCUGCCAACAGGACACCAAAUGGUUGGCUUGGAUGGGAAUAGUGUACUGGUAAAGCACGUUGGGGGUUGGGGAUGUCUUGGAUUCCUGGGGCGCAUCGUAUACUCCAUUCGGUCCUGGUGGGUAGGGUCAGUCACAGAGUCUUGUGACGUGAACUGCGCGCGCAUGGCCAUGCUGGUAAUUGUACGCUGCGUUGCCUGCGCGGGUGUGACAUGCCCCUUUCUUUGUACCAUUUGUUUAGUAUUUCCUGCACAAGCAACCUGAUGGGCAUUUGCUUGGGGCAAAGUAGCGUAUCAUGGGAUGGGAUUUAAAAUCGAUGAGCGUGAAGAAGCAUACAAGUGUCAACCGUAAGUAGCAAGGGUACGAUGUACGAGGGCACAGGGGCUGGAGGAGCUGUCGAUACAUCUGGCGGCUGCAAUACGGAGAGGAAAACCGCGGGUGGGGCGGGGGUGCCAUUGCUGCGCGCAAAUGAUAACUUGCUGUCCAUGCGAGUGUUCGUCGGUGGUGGUUGGGCUAUGCGAUGGGGGUUGACGCGCUUGCCACUUGAUAUAAUGAGGGACCUACCAUUAUGUCAACAUAGGCGACGUUUGAGCCAACCUGCGUACGGUACCUGCCGUGAAGCACGCCGUGCAAUGCUAGUCGUGGUGGCGGCCUUAGUGGCAGGUGCGCUGUGCCGGUAUUCGCUAGUCGGGCCGUCGCAAAUACCGGUAGACGGGAUUGCAUUUAAGGACUGGGGUCGCACGCUGUGCUGUACAGUGUCCUGGAAUGUGGAUUGCAGCCGCUGCUUAAAACUCAGGAACCAGCAGCUGAGUGAUCUCAGGUUUAUGGGUUUGUGAUGAGGCACGCGUGCUCUUGGGGAACAGACAGGAGACGACGGGACGACGGGUGGUGUGGGAGAAGGCUGCACACACACUAGGCAGCCUUGAUGACGCAGUGUCCCUGGCAGUGAUGAUUCGUCCAGUGUAUCACUAGUGUCAUCUCGUGUUUGGUUGCAUGCGUUUGACCAAGGGGAAGGCAUCUGCCAGCCGGGGCAUCUCGGGCUCAGUGAGUGAGCAUGGGCGCAUGGCACAUUGGCACUGCGCACAUGUAGGUGAAAAUCGCCAUCGAUUACGUAUGUACAAUUAUGCA